AUGAUUGCUCAAUACAAGACGGCUAGAAUCCAUGAAGACCAUGACCUUUUUCAUCCUAUUUUACGUCCCUCCGAAAUCAAGACCAAGAAAACAUCCACUUCCCAACGGAUUCAAUCUUCUCCCUACGUUGAUAAAGAACAUUGGCUCAAUUUAGAGUCCUUGUCUUUUGGCCAUCGUCUCUUAUCCUUGGCCCUUCAAAGCUUUGUUCCAAAAGAUCCAAUCUAUUAUGCUCAUCUUCCUUACGAGGAAGCCUUUGAUAUCGAGGAAAUCGUCCAAUUAGUACGGGACUAUGCACAUCAAUGUCUCUUGCCUGUUCCGAGUUUUUCUGCCUAUAUUGUGGCAUUUCGCUCUGUCUUGCAUUCAAACGUUCAAAGUUCCCAAGAAAUGCGCCACAAGCUAGCGGAAAUCGAUAAGGGAUCACAUUCGGAGGCAAAUGCUUCUGGUGGUCUACUGAAAUACUGGUAUGGCGUGCCUGACGAUACGUACGGCCAAAAUUUGGCUACGUGCUGGUGGGAUUCUAAAAAGAGUGCGAAGCUUGGAGGAGCAGGAAAUAUUCAUCGCGAAGGGUUGAAAACUGUCCGAGGAUGGUACAAAAACUGGAAACUCGAGGAAUACAAACUCGAAAUCGUUGAAGGUGGAAACGACUAUGUUUUCCAACGUCUUUCUUUGUAA
Schizosaccharomyces osmophilus is the source of this 672-nucleotide messenger RNA. RefSeq names its product SPBPB2B2.08-like, conserved protein. The coding region runs from base 1 to 672 and encodes 223 amino acids. Lineage: Eukaryota; Fungi; Ascomycota; Schizosaccharomycetes; Schizosaccharomycetales; Schizosaccharomycetaceae. The record is from RefSeq and is a predicted model, not a curated record. The transcript has a single exon.